ACUCUCGACCGCAUAUCUAUAUAUUAUAUAUAUAUAUACACACAGUUCCCUCCUCUUGCUUUCAAAGAAAGUUUUGCAAGUAACCCAGAAAAAUGAUGAUCUAGUAGAAAACCCCCCAAUUUUUUUUUCCGGGGAAAAAAGAAAACAGAACAGGAGAAGAAGCUUGCUGGUUGGAAGAAGAGAUCGAAGGAGGAGAUUUAUUACAGAGGAGUUCUUAUGGAUGUUUUGGGCUUCAUUGGUCCUUUCUCAAUCUGCAAAGAUGUCGCGGGAAUUGCAGGCAACAUCUUUGCCUUUGGGCUCUUUGUCUCACCCAUACCAACCUUUAGAAGAAUCAUCAGAAACCGGUCGACGGAACAAUUCUCGGGUUUGCCUUACAUUUACGCGAUCUUGAACUGUUUGAUCUGCUUAUGGUACGGCACGCCAUUCGUGUCUCCCAACAAUGUCAUGGUCGUGACCGUUAAUUCGAUCGGAGCCGUCUUUCAGCUCUCCUACAUCAUCCUCUUCAUUGUUUUCGCCGAGAAGAAGACAAAGAUGCGAAUGCUCGGGUUGCUUCUCGUCGUGCUUUCAGUGUUUGCAGUAAUUGUAGCUGGAAGUUUGCAGAUACCGAACAAGCUGACGAGAUGGUUCUUUGUCGGGUUCUUGAGCUGCGGAUCUCUAGUUUCAAUGUUCGCUUCGCCUUUGUUUGUGAUCAAUCUGGUUAUUCGGACAAAGAGCCUCGAGUUCAUGCCAUUUUACCUGUCUCUCUCAACGUUCUUGAUGAGCUUCUCGUUCUCUCUUUACGGAUUAUUCAACAACGACGCCUUCAUCUUUGUUCCGAAUGGAAUAGGAACAGUUCUGGGUGUAGUGCAACUGGUUUUGUACUUUCAUUACCACAGAAAGUCUGCAGAGAUCGGAUCGAAAGAGCCCCUUAUCGUAUCUUAUGUAUAAAAUUCUUUCAGAGAAAUCAAUCUACAAGAACUGAAGAACAACAAAUCUUUGCCUCCCGGAUAGUUUAUAUUGAAGCCGGGUGUUUUUUAAGCUCUGGUGAGGUUUCUUGCCUCCUGGAUUUCGGGUUUGUGGAAUUUUUGUUAAUGGAAUCGAACUCGAAGAGUAUUGUGUCUGGUCGUAAAGAUUCGUUAUAUUCUAUUGGUUUCUUCAUCAGAUCUUUGCUCUCUCUCUUUUACUUCAAGGCAAAGAAAGUGUAAAGAAGGUUUGGCAUUUGAACGAAGAACAAGUAUGAAGUUUA
This is a messenger RNA of Tarenaya hassleriana, 1225 nucleotides long. Its product is annotated as bidirectional sugar transporter SWEET2-like. The transcript has 6 exons. NCBI's taxonomy places the organism in Eukaryota, Viridiplantae, Streptophyta, Magnoliopsida, Brassicales, Cleomaceae. Gene Ontology annotation, molecular function: sugar transmembrane transporter activity. Bases 217 to 927 code for a protein of 236 amino acids. Gene Ontology annotation, biological process: carbohydrate transport. The record is from RefSeq and is a predicted model, not a curated record. Gene Ontology annotation, cellular component: membrane.